Messenger RNA from Cladocopium goreaui, 1069 nucleotides. NCBI's taxonomy places the organism in Eukaryota, Dinophyceae, Suessiales, Symbiodiniaceae. The record is from the annotation of a GenBank genome assembly.
UGUCACUCGGCUACAUUGCCAUGGCGUUCCUGUGCCAGCCUGGAGCUGCCGCUGGAUCUUCCCAAGUGUUUAACUUCACCUUCAUCAACGACUGCAAGAAUGACAUCAUUCUGCAAGAUUGGGAUGUGAUCAUCCAUGCGACCGGCUUCAAAGAGGUGCCUCACCUACGCCGCACUGGACUUUAAAGGCCCAUAUCAGAGAGGAUUAUGUGCACGAUAUCGUGGCGUUACCUGAGCGGCCCAUGGGAACAGCCUGUGACAGCCGAAGCUCCAUGGUUAAACGGAGACUGGCCGGGGGUAGGAACCCCAAUGUAUGGCCAUCCGAACUAUGCCUCCUGGGCGGGCUUUUCCAUGUCUAGCAGGUAUGAAGCCUUGGACCCCUCUGGCAGAUAUGCGUGUUCUGACGCAGCUGCAGAGCUUCGAUUUUCCGUAGCAACCUGCCCCUCUCAGAAAACCUUGCGUUACGGUUGUGACUUCUUCCCAACCCAAUUGAGCAUUCGCAACUGCUCCAGCAAGUUUGCACUUUACAUGCAGGAGCAUUCUUGGGCCAUCAAUCCCAACGGCACCCGCGCAGGUGAAUAUGCGUCGACCCAGAACAUGAUUGAACUAUUGGUGUGCUCCAGAAUCUUCAGACUGGAAGGGCUGGGGUGUAGGAUCAUUGAUCGAUUGCACCAACAGAGAUGUGCCAAUCCAUUUUCAGGUGACCACUUGCAUCAGUUGAAGAACGAUUGAUGCCUAAAACGGCUGCUGGAGCCACAUGUGCUUAAUUUAUCUUAUGUCUUUCCUUGACCCUUUGCAAUUGCUCAGGGUUCAAGUUUGCUAAGAUGUUGAUGCGUUUUAAUUUUCACAUAGCUUCAAAGCUAAGAUUUUUGUCUGGGCCAAAGGGCUCUUCCUUCUUUUAGUAUUUUGACUGAGAAAAAAUCCAGAGUGGACAGUUCACGACUUGCACAUAGCCUUCACUUGGUGAACUCACGCACAAAGCUUCGUUCAUUUCGACCCUCUGGUCAAGGCACCAUUGGAAGAACAUGCCAUGACACUGUUUAUUUGACCUGCGCUCGUAAGAGCGACAA